AGCGAACGCUGCCAGACUUGCAGUGCAUUAAAUAACAGUGAACUCAUCGGUUGCGGUCCACUAGUAGACGAAUCUUCAAUCCGAAAACAAGUGCCAUUUUAAGCCCGCAAAAAAAAACCCAACCAUUUCGAAGCGAACUCUCAUCGAUAGAGCCGUGUGAGUGACAAGUGCGACAUAACAUUUUUUAACCUUUGCAUGUUAUAUAUUUUUUUUGUUUGUGGACUGUUGCAAUUUUGUGUUGAGUGACAAACUGGGAAAAAAUUAACAGUUGUUUGUGAAUGAUAAUUUUGUUUUACUGUAAAAUCGAACAGAUAAUUUGAACUUUGAUUUCUGUGUCCCGGUUUAAGUUUGUGAACAAAACAGAUUUGUUUGAAUAGAUAGGAAUAACCGAAUUUCCGGAGGCUGUGCAUUGGAUAUUUCUGCAAGGAGAGCACGAUUUGAAUUGUGAACUACCACCCCUCAGCUUUAAAGGAUAAUUGAACGUUUUUUUGGUUUUCGCGUUAUUUUCGAAAUAAAUUAGUCCUUCUGAAAUGACUAUCCUAACCAGUGCCACAAAGAGCGGCCGCUCAACCUCGAGCUCCUCGGUAACCCGUAAGAAGACCAGCACUGUCGUCCGCAAAAGUACACAAAUUCGUACCGCGUAAUGGGUGGAUUCGAGCAGCGCCCCUGGACACCAACGAAGCGCCGCGGUCCCAUCGCUGCGGAACAUCGAGGCCCUGGACCACAGUAUCUGUUACCGCAGCUGCUAGGUACCCGAGUGGUGGAUUCGAAGCGGGCUGCGGCACCCGCGUACAGCUUUGGCCAGCGUCAUCGACCCCGGACGGAGUCCUUCAGUCCCGGCCCGCUGUACAACAUCACCGGUCUCGGCUGCAAGGGCAAAGACACUCCCCCUGCCUACUGUCUGCAGAGCCGACCCAAGGAGAUUCCCAAGUACCUCACCCCCGCACCCGGAGAGUACAACGUGGAGAAGGCGGACAAGAUGCUAGUCAAGUCGGCCCCCCGAUACACCUUCGGGGUGAAAAAACCACCCAAAUCGACCAGUGAAACACCAGCUCCGUGUGAUUAUAAGCCAGAAAAAGUAGUACUAGAUAGCACACCUAAGUUUUCAUUUGGCAUCAGGCCGGAAGUAAAAAUUCGUAGUGAAACGCCAGCUCCUGGUACCUACUCUCCGGAAAAAAUAUUGCAAGACAAAUCACCAAAGUUUAGCUUUGGCCUUAAAGUUAUCCCCGAGAAGCACGAAGAUACGCCUGCACCCGGAGCUUAUCAACCGGAAAAAUCUAGCCUAGCUCUCGACCGCAAACCAGCCUACUCCUUUGGUCUACGAACAAUCAUUGAGAAACCCAGUAAUACACCUGCUCCAGGAGCAUAUGAACCCGAGAAAGCUAAAAUAGAUAACACACCAUCCUACAGUUUCGGAAUAAGGCCUAAUCUCGAUAAGCCUAACACCAAUCCGGCACCCUGUCAGUACGAGCCAGAGAAGGCCAAACUCGACCACUCACCCGCAUUCGCAUUCGGCAUGCGUAUCAAUCACGCGAAACCAAGCGACACACCCGCUCCCACGGCUUACGCUGUAGAGAAAGUAAACCUAGAUCAUAACCCCGCUUACAGCUUCGGCCAUCGAACGAACACCGACAAACCUAACAGCAAUCCGGCUCCGGGGGCCUACUCCCCGGAAAAGGUCAACCAGGAUGGGGCGCCGAAGUAUAGCUUCGGUAUCAGAUCGACAAUCGACCGAGUGGACGCCGUUCCUGCCCCAGGGGCAUAUUCUCCCGAAAAGGCCAAAUUAGAUAGCAGUCCUGCGUACAGUUUUGGAGCGCGAAAUAAUCUUGAGAAACCGAGUACAAUCCCCGGUCCGGGGGCAUACGAUACCGAUAAAAUAGCGGAGAACACUCCAGCUUAUAGUUUUGGAGUAAAGACGAACGUUAACAAACCUAAUAAUGUUCCGGGACCGGGGACUUAUAAUACGAAUACCGACAACAAUACACCUACAUAUAGCUUCGGAUUAAAGUGUAAUGUUUCGAAACCUAACAAUAUACCAGGGCCAGGAGCAUACGAUGCUGAGAAGAUGCUCGAUAAGAGCACUCCAUCAUACAGUUUUGGCGUCAAAACCAAUCUCGAAAAGCCAAACAGCAUCCCUGGACCAGGUGCCUACGACUCCGACAAAACAAUUGAUAAAACUCCAGCAUACAGUUUUGGAGUCAAAACUAAUCUCGAUAAGCCAAAUAACAUCCCUGGACCAGGAUCAUAUGACGCCGAGAAGGUGCUCGACAAAAGUACUCCAGCAUACAGUUUUGGGGUUAAAACCAAUCUCGAUAAACCAAACAGCAUUCCUGGGCCAGGUGCUUACGAUUCUGACAAAACAAUUGAUAAAACUCCAGCGUACAGCUUCGGAGUGAAAACAAACGUUGAGAAAAAGGAUAUCGUACCCGGUCCGGGAGCAUACAACAAUGAUAAAAUUGUCGAAAAAAUCACACCCGCGUACAGUUUUGGUGUGAAAACGAAGGGGUCAAAAAUCAGCGAGACCCCUGCUCCUGGUUCAUAUUCCCCUGAAAAGUGCACCCUCGAUCACGCACCUCAAUACAGCUUUGGAGUGAGACCCAAUCUGGAUAAAACUGACCCAACACCUGCACCUGGCGCCUAUUGCCCGGAGAAGAUGAAAAUUCACAAUCCUGCAUUCACUUUCGGAGUGAGACCUAACAUCGACAGGAUUGAAGUCACUCCUGCGCCUGGUGCUUACAAACCUGAGGCUGUGAAGUUGGACCAUGGGCCGUCUUAUCCUUUUGGUAUCAAAGUUAAUCGGGAGAAGGUGAACGAUGUGCCAGCGCCCGGAACCUACAAUCCAGACAAAUCGAAACUUGAUCACUCUCCUGCCUACACAUUUGGUAUUAAGCACAAAGGCGAACGGCUGAAAGAUACUCCAGCUCCUUCUGCGUAUGAACCGGAAAAGUUCAAAGUCGAUUCAACGCCCGCGUUCACGUUCGGCGUGAAGGUAAAUUGUGAAAAACUCAGUGAUAGCCCAGUAUCCCCCACGACAACCAUAAUGAGCAACGGCAGCGACGACGGCACCAUCACCAUCAACCGUUCCGAUUCGAACGCCACCUCUACGGCACUGAUGGCGAAUGGCGGCACUGUUGCACUGCAACAACAGAGUAGCGCCAGUGCUAAGAGCACUUCCCACAAUCAGCAGCAACAGCAGAGCCAGACGCAGGUGGUCACCAACGGAAACACGAUAACCACCACAACGACCAGUGGCAGCGUCAAGGUGACCCGAGGUCGCACAACUGUUUGCGAAGAACGGGUCACGGCGACCAAUGGAGUCGUCGGAGCGGACGGAAAGACUACUACGACCGUAGUGACCUCCGUGACCGAUGACAAUAUGGUUCCUAACUGUAUCGCUGGUGUAAAGUCACUGCAGAACGUGCAGCAUCAGCGAAUGGUGUGCACUGGACACUUUAGAGCUUAAAGAUUUAUCUCGUUUUCAUUGACGAUUCCCUUUCCCAAUUCUCAUUUUAAUAUUUGUUUGUGUUUUGUUAACUUGUUAAAUAUUUGUUAGCCUCCUAGAAGUAGCUUCUGUCGCUUUUUAUUUGAUCCAGUAUAUUCAGUGCUGCACUUAUCUAGUUUCUCGAGAAAUAGUUUUGAAUGUUCUGUAGUUAGUGUUCUAUGAUCUGAAACUUCGAAUUUCGUCAUAAGUUUCAAGCCCCUAAUGAGUAUCACAUCCCUGACGUGCUCGGUUCAAGCAAAGAAGGCCCGAUCCGGUCUGCACCCGCCUACACGAUUACAGGCCGCCAGAAACCGCGACUUCCACAAUGUAUCACUUUCCCUGGUCCCGGCCAUUA
Molecule: messenger RNA, 3836 nt
Organism: Toxorhynchites rutilus septentrionalis
Lineage: Eukaryota; Metazoa; Arthropoda; Insecta; Diptera; Culicidae
Exons: 12
Coding region: 644-3463 (939 amino acids)
Cellular component (GO): cytoskeleton
Source: RefSeq, a predicted model, not a curated record